Molecule: messenger RNA, 2371 nt
Organism: Podospora pseudopauciseta
Lineage: Eukaryota; Fungi; Ascomycota; Sordariomycetes; Sordariales; Podosporaceae
Exons: 2
Coding region: 269-2212 (647 amino acids)
Biological process (GO): translational elongation
Molecular function (GO): translation elongation factor activity; GTP binding; GTPase activity
Source: RefSeq, a predicted model, not a curated record
GAUUGGUGGUGACUCGACGGAGCUUCGACUCAACCGGCGAACCUAGGCCUACAUUCCAGCAUCUUGGACUCAUUGUUUCCCUCUAGACUUAUAUCCCUCCUCGCGUCUUCUUGCAUAAAUAGCCAACAGCAGCUGUCUUUGGUAUUGCACUGACCCAGCCGGUGUCUUUCUUCUGAGUUGGCAUCCGGUGGAGCUUGCUUCCUUGUUGGUGUUCCAUCCGUUUGCAUCGCCUUCAUCUAGGAGCUCAAGAGAGCACCCCGCCACAAUCAUGAACAGCAAAUCUGCAAAACAGUUGCCGCACGAGAAGCGGAAAGGAGAAGCAGCCCUCAGCGACUUCGCCGAGUAUGUCGAACAGCAACAAGCGCUACGUUUUCCGCUUUCCAGAGCACCCGCCACCAGCAGUGCUGCCCACCAUUCUGCCACAGCCAAGAGUGCCCAGGCCGACGCCGACCAUGAGCACCAUGACGAGCUCGAUGACAUUCUCGACAGCCUCGACCUUUCUGACCCAGCGCCGCGCGUGAGGUUACGAGAGUUUCUACUGUCUCCGGAAAGCAGCACGGACGCCCUGGAGGGGCUCUCCGAGAUCAUACAGAAACGGUUACUGGAGGGCCAUGGCGAGACCGUGUUUGAUGUGGGCGUGGAGGACAAUGGCGACAGCAUGAAGCUUACACGAGAUGAAUGGGACACGGCAUACAAACGCGUCAUCGACGCCGCAAAGAAGCUCGGGGCAGAGUGUCAGCUCUUGUUGACCAAGAACGUGGGCGGGGAGCUGGAUGGAGCUCCCACCAAAGACAAGGAUUGCAGCGGCAAAGUGAUGGUUCGACAGGCUCCUUCCACCGUCGAGGAGGUCAUCGAGACCAGGAUAGCAGUGGUGGGAAAUGUUGACGCCGGGAAAAGCUCCAUGCUGGGCGUGCUGGUCAAAGGCGAUCUUGACGAUGGAAGGGGCAAGGCGCGAGUCAACCUGUUCCGGCACAAGCACGAAAUCGAGACAGGGCGGACAUCGUCUGUCGGCAUGGAAAUUAUGGGGUUCGAUACCAAGGGCGAAGUUGUAGUGUCCGACACGCCAGGCCGCAAGCUAUCGUGGGAGGAGAUUGGAAAACGCAGCGCCAAAGUAAUCACUUUUAGCGAUCUGGCUGGUCAUGAACGUUAUCUUCGCACCACGGUCUUUGGACUGUUGUCUAGCAGCCCAAACUACUGCCUACUGAUGGUGGCAGCGAACAAUGGGCUGAUCGGCAUGAGCAAAGAACAUCUUGGCAUUGCCCUUGCCCUCAACGUGCCCGUGAUGGUUGUCAUCACCAAGAUAGACAUCUGUCCGCCACAGAUUCUGGAACAGACGGUCAACCAGAUCACCAGGAUACUAAAGAGCCCGGGGGCCCGGAAAAUACCAAUAUUCAUCAAGAACCGCGAAGAGUGCAUCAACACGGCCACCCAGUUUGUGAGCCAGCGUAUCUGCCCUAUCUUCCAGGUUUCCAAUGUGACGGGUGAGAACCUCGACCUGGUCCGAUCCUUUCUCAACAUUCUGCCACACCACGGCCGCUACGACGCCGAGGCUCCAUUCGAGUUCCACGUCAAUGACACCUUCAGUGUGCCGCACGUCGGAACGGUAGUAAGUGGUAUCGUGAAGUCCGGCGUCAUCCACGCAGGCGACGAUGUACAAAUAGGGCCGGACUCCCUGGGUCGGUUUACCCAGACAUCUAUCCGUUCGAUCGAGAGGAAAAGAAUUGGUGUUCCCAUGGCAUCCGCCGGCCAGUCCGCCUCAUUUGCCCUUCGUAGAAUACGACGCAAGGAUGUGCGGAAAGGGAUGGUUGUUCUCGCCAAGUUGGACGGCGCCCCCCCAAAAGUCUAUCGCGAGUUUGUUGCUGAAGUCCUCAUCCUGUCACACGCCACGACGAUCAAAACCAAGUACCAGGCCAUGUUGCAUGUCGGACCUGUUUCGCAAACUUGUGCCAUCAUUGACGUUGAUCGCCCCUUUAUACGAACUGGUGACCGAGCUACAGUCGCGUUUCGCUUUGUGCAACGGCCCGAGUAUCUUGCGCCGGGAGAUCGGUUACUUUUCCGCGAGGGGAGAACAAAAGGUCUGGGGAUCGUCAAGAGUGUUGGGUAUGAUCCGUCUCAGCCUUUGAUGGCCAAACAGGGAGACGAGAGUACUGCCCCCCUUCCACAAACAGCAACAGAGGAGAGUAAAGGAGCUGAGGUGAUGGCCGACGCAUGAUCUGUCUGUUUGAAAGUCCCCUUCCCACUAGGGCUGUACAUCAGCACCCUUGAUUGUUUUGUUGAGAACAGAUAGAAUACCGGGGACGAUGCAGCGAAAUCGAGCAUUUUCAGGAGCGCUGGAAGUUCGGGCAGGCCCCAUGUGAUGGGUGACUUUUCA